Molecule: messenger RNA, 2366 nt
Organism: Gaeumannomyces tritici R3-111a-1
Lineage: Eukaryota; Fungi; Ascomycota; Sordariomycetes; Magnaporthales; Magnaporthaceae
Product: cation efflux family protein
Exons: 7
Coding region: 456-2105 (549 amino acids)
Biological process (GO): transmembrane transport; monoatomic cation transport
Cellular component (GO): membrane
Molecular function (GO): monoatomic cation transmembrane transporter activity
Source: RefSeq, a predicted model, not a curated record
GCUUUUUUGAAAUCCAGGGUCAGCUUAGCCAUGUUGUGAUUUUUCUUUCUUUCUUUGUUUUGAUUCAGAAAGCCGCACCCUUCUCUGCGGCUUUCUUCUUUUUGGGUCUGUUCUAAAAGCAGGAAACCUGCCCUGAUCUCAGCCUAGAUUAGAUCGAGAUCGUGUCUUUCCUUGUUUUCUUUAUUUGUCUUGGCCCAUUCCUUUCUCAUUCAAUCUUUCGUUCGCUUGCCUAGCUGGUUCUAGACACCGCACCUGUCACAAGGCUCUGACGUACCCAGCUCGCAGCACCCUAGGCAGCCACUUCAGCCAAGCGUGCUAGCCUUGCAGCCCAGCCCGGGACACACUACCGCCGAAUCCCUUUAUUGCCGCACCUGAUUUUCCACAUCGGGCAGCGCUCUACUUCGUCGUGGCUGACAUUGGUAUCGUUGGCGUGUAGCAGCCAACUGUCGCCCAGCAUGACGUCUCCAGGCGCUGAAGGUCCCUCCUCAUACAAGCGGCCGCAUUUUCUCUUGAUGCAGGAUGACCCCCCAUACCCGCUAUCCCCCAGAGGUCCGGGGGCGCUGGCCUCCAUGAUCAAGAACCGCUCAGCAACGUCGCUGUUGCAUUGGCGGGAUGACGAUGAGGCUGCCUUUGACCGCGCCUCGGACGAUGAUGUCGAGGACCAGCGGGCCCGCGCCGAGGACCGUCGCAUGAAUGCACUCCUCAACACCCCGCACAUGCGCUCCAUGCGCCUCAUCGGCAGGAACAACCCCCGAUACCAAUGGGAAUCGUACUGGAAGACCGGCGCCGACCUCAAGACCAUGAAGAAACCCAUCCGCGAAUACUACGAGAGGACCAACUAUCUCAUCCAGCAAUAUCUCUACAUUGACCGGCUCCUGGACUCGUCUCUACCCCACGACCUGCUGAACGAGUACAACAACAUGCCCGCCUCGGCCUUCCGCGGCGUCGAGAUCCCCGAAACCAUUUCCGAGGAGUCGUCAACUCCCCCGACCACAGGGUCGACCAGCACGCAGCUGGCCUCCAUGUCGGCCGACUCGGCCGCCGCCUCGAUCGCAUCGGCUGCCAAGAAGGUGAAGCGGACGCCCCAGGAUAUCUAUCGCCACACAGGGACGGUACCGCUACCGCUCUUGGACGACCGUGAGCCGGAUGAGGAGCAGCCGCUUCUUCCAAAGCACGAUAUCCCCUUUAUCGAGGAUGACAAUGUGGACAGUUCAGCCCCCAUAGUCACCCUGGCUAUCUACGUCAACUUCGCCGCCAACGCCUUCCUCCUGGCCGGCAAGAUCGCAGUCAUCAUCUCUGUGCCCUCUGUCUCAGUUCUCGCCAGUUUAGUCGACGCCGUCCUCGACUUUUUGUCCACUGUCAUUGUCUGGCUCACUACCUGGCUCAUCAGCCACCAGGACCAGUACUCGUACCCCGUUGGCCGCCGGAGGCUCGAGCCACUUGGCGUCCUUGUUUUCUCCGUCAUCAUGAUUACCUCUUUCUGUCAGGUCUCCAUGGAAGCCAUCCAGCACCUCGCCUCUCCGGACCACGAAGUUAUUGAAUUAGGAAUCCCGGCAAUCUCCAUCAUGCUCAGUACUGUCGUUAUCAAGGGCCUGUGCUGGUUCUGGUGCAGGCUCGUCAAGAACUCGAGUGUCCAGGCGUUGGCCGCCGACGCAAGCACAGACGUGAUCUUCAAUGCUGGCUCCAUUGCCUUCCCCAUUAUUGGUUCCUUCGCUGGGAUCUGGUGGAUGGAUGCGCUCGGCGGCCUGUUGCUGUCUUUGGUCGUGGUUGUGAACUGGUCCCAGACCUCUGUCGAGCACAUCAAGAACCUCUGUGGCUUCUCUGCGUCAGCAGACCAGAGGAACAUCUUGCUUUACUUGACCAUGAGGUUCGCCAAGACCAUCAAGCAGAUCCAAGGUCUUCAGGCUUAUCAUUCCGGCGACAAGCUCAACGUCGAGGUCGAUAUCGUGCUAGACGCCAGCACCUCCCUAAAGGACAGCCACGAUUUAGCCGAGAGUCUGCAAUACGUGCUCGAGUCGGUGCCAAUUGUAGACAGGGCCUUUGUGCACACCGACUACGCCACGUACAACCUGCCCACCCACAUGGAGCAGCAGCACAACUCUUAGGUGGCCUGCAUCCGCGUCUGUCCACCUCGGAUGCUACACCCUGCUGCAAGAAAAGAAAAGGUCGAGAUGGGGCUUGACAGACCAUGGAGGUCUGCAGCAUGCAAAUAAUGCCUGUGUGGCGAUUUCACUCGCCCUGUAGACCGGAUCAUCGGGAUUUCUUUUCUUGUGCAAUGAAGGUGCCGCCCAUUCAGAAGUCUUUUUGGUAGCUCGCUCGGCGUUCUAUUUUGUUCAUGAAACCCAUUUAUAAGUAGUGUGAAAUGU